Messenger RNA from Amoebophrya sp. A25, 10579 nucleotides. The record is from the annotation of a GenBank genome assembly. NCBI's taxonomy places the organism in Eukaryota, Dinophyceae, Syndiniales, Amoebophryaceae.
AAGCAAGCUGCAUACAUGUAAAGAGAUUUCUAGAACAACAACACCUGAAUUAUAGGCUUACAGUUGAUUCGAAAUAAGAAGUAGGUGUAAAAAGGGUUUUUUUCAUAGAACAGAUCAUGACGCUCGACGUCGAUGCUGCUGACACUGGCGCUGGUGCCGGCGCAAGCAAGGGGAAAGGCAAGAAAGGAUCUGCCAAAGGCAAGGGGAAAGUUAAGGCCAUUUUCAUCUACUUUACUAGCAAUGCUAUUCCUUGUCCUUGAUUAAUGAUCGCAGAAAAAGAGGCUAUUUGUUCCUUUCGUUUUCAAGUAGCGAAAAAAAAAGAGGCUAUUCGUUCCUUUCGUUUUCAAGUAUUUUUUCUCUAUCUUCGAUCCGUAUCUAUCAUCACCUCAUCAUCCUCGAAUGCAAGGAAAAGUCAAUAAGUAGAAAUCGUCACUCCUCAAUUUUUUAUUUUACUGGUGGUAAAACGGCUAGACAACUACCGUGGAGACUCUAAUAAAGGGAAAAAAGGCAAGCCACGAGCGUCUAGUGCGGAAAGUAUGCCAUUUGCUGAAACCGGUAUAGCAAAAGUUACGAAUGUCACAGAUUCCAGUCAAUUCCUACUCGACUUUGAUGUUCUUGUUCGGAACGUGAACACGAGUUUCCAGAAUUGUAGGCAUGAUUACAAGAUACAACUGGAUCAACCUUCUAUUUGCUCAUGUUGAUCUUGAUGCUCUUCUAACAAGUGCAAGGGAAAAGGCAAGAAGGGUAAGCCCGGUUCAAGGAAAGGCAGUGUGACGUCGACCUACUCCUACGGUAGUGAUUGGUACGAUCCACCUGCCCGAGGAAACGGCGAAAAGGGAAAAGGAAAAAAAGGAAAGCUAUGUGUGAUUUUUGAAUACUAUCUUGUACCAAGAAGAAUAACGUGUUUAGCGAAGAUAGUGACGUGUACCAAGAAUGAUAACAGCAUGAUGACAAUAAAUUUGAACAAGCAGCACAACAACAUCGAAACCGAUGACUAGUAGAACUACUGGAAGGUCGUGAUGAUUAAGUAGCCCAAAGGAGUAGUACUUUCAAGAAUGUACUGAUUCUCUCCUGGUGUCUGGGAAUCAUGAUUAUCCUUCCCUACUUAUCUAAUACGAGGCGAGAAAGGAAAGAAGGGUGACGAUGAGCAUGGAAAAGGGAAAGGCAAAGGAAAAAUUAGGGCUAGUUUCUUUUUUGUAAGUGUGCGUCAGGAGGUACAAUCUGACUGAACUACCUCAAAUCCACUUGACUACGUGGAACACGAGGGUACAUGACAUGACAAGGUACGUAGUCCGUCGUGUGCCAUCUUGCCUAAACGACCUACAAUCUAGACCUCUCAUCAUUAUUGUGAUCGCGAACGGUCACAUCAGAAGCGCAGAGAUGGAAGAUGGAAUGAUCGAAACCAGAACAUGGCUCAAAUUCUGAGAAAGUUGAUGGUGCAAGAAGUUACUACUUAUCAAUAUCAUCAAAAAUGAAAGACUCUUUAUUUAUUAUGGUCCAGGGUUGCUUGGAGGCUCCCCUCCCUUAAAAAAUUUUAUCUGCUCUAAGAAGAAAGGAAAGGGCAAGGGAAAGAAGGGCAAGAAGGGUGAAGGCAAAAAAGGGACUUGGGAAAAGCAGGCGUCCUCUCCUGGAGGUCAAUCUACAGCCAGCAAGGAAACACAGAAGAUGCCAUGGCCGCCAGAAGAUAUGGAAGAUAUCUUCCUAGUUUCGAACGAGGAGAUACCGAUCAAGAAGCUACUCUGUAAGGAAGCUUUCGAAAAUCUCACGAUUUAUGGACUUUUGGAGGUGAAACCCAAAGGCAAAGCCAAAACCUCAAUUUGAAAUCCCACAAUGCUCGGUAGCGAGCAACUACAGGAACUGCUAUGAUAUAGACAAGUCCUUUCUUUGACUUUGCGUUUGCAAGAAAAGUUUUGGCAAUCUGAAUCGCCUGACAAUCUUUUUUGUGAGUUUUUCAUUACUUUCUUCAUCCUAGUAGUAAUAAUAUUCUUGCUCACAGAUCUCCGCCUCGCAGAGUAAUAUGCCUGGAUGCAUCUCCAUCUUACUUGAAGAUCUCCUCCUCCUCCUCCUUCCAUAGCCGUCCUUAUAGAUAUACCGACCGACGCCCUCUUUCAUAUCACGACCGAAAAGCGGUAUGCGCAUUUUAUGUCUCGAGCAUCAUGGCAGGGGAGUCUUAUCUGCCUCAGUCAGGCGUCAAAGGAGUCGCCACAAAUUUUCGAAAUGCUGCACUUAGCUUUUUCGAAAAGAACAUGCGAUAAGGUAAGAAAUGACUUGCUGUAUUGAUGAUCGGAAUUGUGUAUUCUUGUCUCUUCAGGCUGCUUUAUUAUUACUUGGCUUGCAUUAAAUUCGGAGGGAAAGCCGACACAAUUUAGUACAACGUGCAUUUUCCUUGGCGCAUUCAGGUUCGCGUAAGUAACUCGGGGAGGAAGGCGGGGACCACGACGACCUACCCGCCGAAAGGUAGCGACAUGUGGCACUUCUAUCUUAUGAAUGUUGACUGCCACAUCUGUGAAAAACACAAUCACCAAGAGAUUUCCUCCACGACUUCGCCUGCAACUAACAACACCACCAAAACUAUUAGAUAUUCUUCGAGUCAGAGUCGUUCUUCUAAUCAGAAAUACUGUGCACAAUUCUACGGCAACAUGGGCAACUAUACGAGCUUUGGUGAUAAAAAGUUCUUGCCACGCAUAGGAAAGACCGCAUUUCGCGACUGCCUCUACGAGCACGCCAGCUAUCUGCCUUCCUACGAGAAGUCUCGAGUCUAUAUUAUGGAUGAAUAUCAUUCAAGAUACAGAUACUUAGUAGUUACUUGACUGAUUUUUCUCUUUUUGGUUUUUGUUUUUUCUAGUUAGGUGCUCCACCACUAAUACUAGUACGAAGACGAGAUGACGCAGGUUCAGCACAUACAGUAGGUACAUGAUUCACAUUCAUUAAACAUCAACAUCUUCCUCUACACCAUGACCAUCUUCGCUGAGCAGUAUUUUUUUCCCUUCUCCGAGAGUCUCGUCCAACCCCCUCCUCCUCCUCGUCCUUCUCAGGUCUACUUUUAGACUUAUUCUUCAUAUCAACCCUAUGGAGCAAGACGAAAGCGAAGAUAUACUCCCUUGAGGAUGACGAGAAGCAGCUAAACAAAGACAAUACCUACUAUCUCGGAGACAUUCACAAAAUCACAGAUGAUUAAGGCUUGUUUUUCACUAUCCCAUUCCCAUGUGGACACUAUGCUGCGUGGGAAAUCCCUUGAUUCGGAGGUGGAAAGAGGGGAACUCACUGAGCAACGCAUAGUGAAGAAUUAGCGCUAAGAUGAGGAUCUGGAAGUCGUUCGGGCCUUUAUGUCCGAGCGCGGCUACGAGGCGUGGAACUCCCGGCUAAGGAAGUCGGCAGGACUCAAAGACUCCAGUGAUUAUGUCACAGUCACCAGUUACAGUUCUGGACUUAACAAAAAUGAAGCUAAAAGUGCAGUCAGUAAUAGCAGUACUACUGACGAGACUGCGCAAAUAAUUUCCAUUUCAAUUAUUUUCAAUUCCAAAGCUCCUGCUUGUUGUAGUGUCGCAUUUUACAAGACUGCGUAUUUACUUCGUACUCGUGUAACAGAGGCGAGCAGGUGCCGGUGGGGCUCGUUGUGCAGGAUCCAUAACCUAACCUAACCUGGAACAGAGUACUCACGGCUUGUAAGACAAUUUAUUCCUGUACUACUCGAAGGUGGACAAAUCAAAGGUGUUUUUUUUAGUAGUUGAACUUCUUAAUCCACAUUCAUAGUAAUUGACCUUAUGUCUUGUCUUCAUGGCAGCGAAACCAAGGUCAUAGCAGAGGACGUCCUGGAAAUUAUAUUUGCAAGUUACUACAGGCGAAAGCACAUCGAAGUGGUACCGGGGUACAAGGGCAAGACGAUCAAGAUAAGCUAUGGCGACUACGGAGGCAUCCUAUUUGAUGUACUAGUUGUAGAUACAUAAUUAUUUAAACUUAAAUUGUUGAUUCAUCCAGACGUGAUACUAGUACUUUUCAUGCUACUUUUCCCCGCCACCUUUCAAUUGAAAAUUUGAACUAGAAUUUCUUUAUUCAGUCGUCAAUUUAGAAAUACUACAAGAAACAACUUUGUUUCUGCAGUCAGUGUAGUACAACGUGACAACUCCACCGAAAAACCACAACCAGGUUGCUUGGAACUUACGACAAGCUCAGCGUCAUUGUGCGAAUGAUACGCAGGCCAAAAUGCUAGAAUGCUAUUGCGAUCACUUCGAACUAGGGGAAUUCCAGAAACACGUAAAAAGCCAAGAGCUAUGGGUCCAGGACAAGGGUCCUGCAGUGGAGACCAAUAUCGGAUUCAUCGAGAACUACCGUGAUCCAUAUGUAUGGCCUCAGAUAACGAUAAGAAGCAUCAAGUAAUCGUACUUUGAAGUUGAACGGACGAGGAAGUUACUGUAGACAUGAUGUGAGAUCUCUCAACGGUCAGAAGGUGUUUGUUGUAAAGCUUGUAUUCUAAUCGUAAUCGGUCCUCACCACAAUGAUUUAUUGAAAUAGAGUCCAAGCGAGUCGUAGUAAGUAAUUAUUUUCAACACUUAUCGAUCAUCAUCAGCAACAGUAUGCAAAGAGGUGUGGUUGUCAUCCUUCUCCUGUCCUCCCUCUUCUUCCUUUCUCUCCCAUUCAUACUCUGGAGAGCGUGCAGAAUUUGAGGGCUUAGUCGCAAUGGUAAAUCGACCUCAGAGCGUGAAAUUUAGUAACCUAGUCGCAGCAGCUGAAAAGCUGAUCCCUGCAUUGCCGUGGCCCAAAGACUUCGAACAAGAGGUCUUCAAAAAGCCUGACUUCACAGCUCUCGACGUUCUGACUUAAGGCCGCUGGUGGUCCUCAACAUUGGUGGAUACGCUGUACCUAUCAUGUAUUCACAGAAGAUGAAGUACUUAAGGCGACUAGAAAUGUAAAUGACCCACGAGGACUCUAAUUCCCCUUCGCGAGCAGCGGCAUCCCGAUCGGCAUCAACAUUCCGAAUUACUACCAGGUGAAAGAACAGUUCGGAUUCAAAAACGUGCAUCUGCACAAUGUCCUCAGUUCCAGAUGGGCUAGCGGAGAAAAUGAACAAGCAGAAAGAGCAGACCCCAUAACUUUCAUCCGGGAACAGGACCAAGCGCUUUUUCAGAAAUUGCGAUUGCCGGUAUUUUUGAUCCCUACUCUCACGCACUCUUCUUUUGAUGGUGAUACGACUACAAUCAAUCCAAUUCUUGGUAGGUAGUAGGUACUAGUUUUGGUUAUCCACCUCAAUUGUAACACCUCCGGUCGCUGUCGCGUCAUCCAUGAUGUUCGAGGGUCUUGAUUCACGAGACUGUUUAACGUAAUCGUGUAACGUUGUUGAUCAUGUACUCACAGUCACACCUUAGUCUUACAACAGAAUACCAAUUAUACGACCUUAUUUCACUACAGGCAUUCGAACUACAAGUAGGAUUGCACGAACUUUUGGGACAUGGUUCGGGCAAGCAGCUGAGCACCAAAGACAUUCGAGAAAAGUACAUCACAAAUCCGAUUACCGGACAAAUCGUGACAUUAAGGCUUCUACUAGUACUUUUGGUCCUCGGACUGCUGAGGGCGUGCUUUUGGUAUUGGUAAAAAAAAGGUAAAGGAGUCUUAUUAAAUUAUGCUUAAAGGAGUCUUUUUGAAUUAUGCUUGGCAAGAAGUUCUCGCCAGGCGGUCUUACAGUCAGUAAUGUGCAAGAGAGAUACAGCGAUAAGUGUGAGGUGUCUCCCUUUUGAGUUUAAAGUGCAGAUCCAAAGUGAAGUGAGAACUUCUCACAGCAUCAACGUAUUGGUAAAAAAAAAGGUAGAGGAGUCUUUUUCUUUUUGAAUUAAUGGACUGCGCGAAAAUAUUAAAUGUAUCCCCUGUUUCGGCUUGCGCUUCCUCACGCCAUUCUUCGGAAUCUUGUCAGAUCCCGAUGGUUAAUGAAGACCAUUUGGGGUGCAUUGAUGAUAAGCUCUGGUGAUGUUGGAGAAGGUGAGCUCUAAUUAUUUCAGCGUAUGAAGAAGGACAGAACUAUUCGGGCGUUUUUGGCCCGAUGUCAUCAUCAUGGGAGGAGUGCAGAGCAGAAAGCGUAGCACUUUUUAUGAUACUGCCACCAUGAUCAAGGUCAUUGUGGAUUGUGGACUGUAUAAAUAUAAGACUUGUACUAGCUUGUAAGAGGAACCAACUUCAUGCUCAUCUCCAUCCAAGCUAGCAUUAACGUGUAGAUUUCCAAUUUUCUCCCUGAAAGAAAUUGCUAUGCUUCUUCGUGGUUGAUAUUGUCUUCUGCUGGUUCAAACUUCUCCUCUGCAGCAUCUAGAAGAUCCAGCGCGGCUUCUAUAUUUCGAUUUUCUUUUUAGUUCUGCACUUAUAUCAUCCUCAUCCACUGCAUCGUUGUGGGUGUUCGUCCUCGAAGGAGGCUUCCUCGUCGUAAAGAAAUCUAGGCACCUCGCGACAUGCGGUGCGUGCCUGAGCUUUGCUCCAAAGAAGAUUUCUCUUUCACCCGAGCGCCGAAUAUCAUCCGAGAGCAAGGAUUUUUCCGCGAGUAAACGUGUUAAAACCACCUCGUGGUACUCGCCUAUACCUGUAGUCCCGCUUUGCUCUAACACACGCCACACUUCUCCAAAAUGUCCACGCCCGAUUCGCGUUCUUGAAUGUUUCCAGUCAUUGAGAAUGCCGAUCACAGGGAUAUGCCGCCCCCUUUACCUUGUUCUUCUUCUUACGCAGGAACGACAUGAUCAUUCCCAGAUCUUCUGUGUUCUCAAUGACUGGGGUCAUACAGUUCUGCCAUGUUGUUUUUCAGUUGUGCUGCUGCUGCCUACUUAGGUAGAUGUUGUACCAUAUACUUGGAUCUUCAUCUAGACGUGGCACCAUUCAUGGAUACUUGCUUCUAGAAGCACCAGUUCAAGAUGACCAUGAUAGCUGACCACUGCGGUGGGCGGCUCUACAGAUCGAUUUUGAGUAGCCCAUUUGCAAGGUCGCGGUAUCCCCUUUUUUCGAAUUUGGUGGGGUCUGCUGUGGCUGACCACUGCGGUGAGCGCCUCUACAGAUCGAUUUUGAGUAGCCCAAUUGUUUUUCGAAUUUGGUGGGGUCUGCUGUGGCUGACCACUGCGGUGGGCGCCUCUACAGAUCGAUUUUGAGUAGCCCGAUCGCAGCGUGAGGCUAUGGCCUUUUUUCGAAUUUGGUGGGGUCUGCUGUGGCUGACCACUGCGGUGGGCGGCUCUACAGAUCGAUUUUGAGUAGCCCGAUUUAAGGGUGGGGCCGUGACCUUUUUUCGAAUUUAGUGGGGUCUGCUGUGGCUGACCACUGCGGUGGGCGGCUCUACAGGUCGAUUUUGAGUAGCCCAAUUGAAAGGUCGCGCUAUCCCCUUUUUUCGAAUUUAGUGGGGUCUGCUGUGGCUGACCACUGCGGUGGGCGCCUCUACAGAUCGAUUUUGAGUAGCCCGAUCGCAGGGUGAGGCUAUCCCCUUUUUUCGAAUUUGGUGGGGUCUGCUGUGGCUGACCACUGCGGUGGGCGGCUCUACAGAUCGAUUUUGAGUAGCCCGAUUUAAGGGUGGGGCGAUGACCUUUUUUCGAAUUUAGUGGUGUCUGCUGUGGCUGACCACUGCGAUGGGCGGCUCUACAGGUCGAUUUUGAGUAGCCCAGUUGAAGGAGUUGCCUCUUCUUCAGAAGAACUUGAACUACAAAAGGAUUGAGUACAACUUACUUAAGAAGACGUCCUCUUAGCAGCUUAAUUUUUCAUCUUGUACCUGGGAUUGGAGCCCCUUGCCAUGGAGAUUUUUAGUUUCAAGAGCGACGAGGAACAAGGCGAGGUGACCAAAAUUGGCUGGCUGUCGAUGGCUCACGCAGGUCUGGUAGGGACGGAAUUCUACAACCCCGACACCAAGAAGUGGGGACAGGCGCACUCACAUUAAGGCUACCUCAGCUGAAGCAAACUCAACGUCAUCCUUGUUAAUUAUUGGCGCUUCUUCUACUUGAAAGAGAUAGAGAAGCCCACCAGGAUGCGGCCAAGCAUGCCAAUUAUUCGGUAGCUCCAAUCACAAGCGCGGUUCGCCAUCCUUCAAGUUCUUCUCAAAUCCGGUGUGGUGAAACUCGAAGGGAAAGGAACAGAUGACGUACUUACUUCUCAAAAUUCACUAGAUUCGUGCAUCCUAGCUCCUGGUCCUGCUUUAGGUUUAAUAAAUAGCCUUUUGGCCAGUUGUAACCUCGUCGGUCGUGUGUCCUUACAAAUAUGGUCGUAUAGUUUUGUUGAGGAUAAGACUAGUAGUGUCUUUAGUGUUGUAUUGUUUGUUACUACCUACUCAUUCGUAUUCGUCUUUAUUUUGUGGAUUCAACCAUUUCAGCUGACUUUAUCGCUCGUAGGAGCUGACGGCGCGGCAUCCUUAAACGUCAUUCGGAAAGCGGGAAAGGCGGCCAUCGGCGAUCUUCUCAUUUUACGGCAGGAAAUUAUCCCCUGUUGUACUAGAGUCACGUGUUAGAUGAACGAAAUGUCGCAUUUACAUGAUCAACAUCACAAAGUAUGAAUGUUUAUUCAUGUUGUUCCAUUCUGAAUGAUAGUAGUGCCGGACGGCGCGGCCUGGCCGCAGAGCCGCGGACCCUAAACCUUGAACCUAGAUAGUGAGGCUUAAAUAUUAGUAGACGAAGAAAGUUGCACUAGCAUCUUCCCAGUGUUACAUCUGGUGAACUCGCAUCAACUCUUCUUUCAUAUGUGAAAUUGAACUGCUACAAGGCGAUGGCGGACGUGAAGAGCGCAACUAGCCUUUGGGCAGAGCUCACAACUUUGGACGCUGAGUGGGUUGCAAUGCGCGAGACUGUCUUGAAAAAUUAAGCAGACCAUGAUGAGUUCUAACAUUAAUCUGAAUUAGCAUUUUUUUUCACUUUCUCUUUUUUGGCAGUAGGGCACUUGUAGUUGUAGCGCGAGAACUUUCGACAAAGAGAGCAUAGCACAAGAAAGGCCAGGAAGAAGUGGUGAAGAAAUAAUGUCCUUGUCCACUAAUAUUCUUUCUAAUUCCCGAAAAAGCCACGACCCGUGUUCGUCCAACCUCAAACGAAGAUCAGGAGCUUCAAUGCCUACAUGGAACAUCUACACAAGCCUAGUACAACUGAAGAACCGGAGCGUCCGCAAGAUGAUGCCGAAUUGUCCCCCUCAAGUAUAUUUUUACCAUAUCCUCUUUGUUUCAACUACAUAGGAGAACAACGAUUAGAAUUGAUGAUUUCAUUGGUCAGUGUUGGACUUCAAUUUUGAACUAAGAUAAGACCUGUAUUGCUAAUAGUAUUCGGAAAAAAAACAAACUUACACAUUGAAUCUUACAUGAUCGCUUCAUUUUAAUACACCUCCUGUAAUUGCAACUGCACCAACAUCACGAUUACAAUCGCCACAGAGCAAGGCGAGGCCGGUGACAUUUCUUUGGUUGAGUAUCCGCCUACCUUUGUAUGGAUGAUGUUUUUUCUCCCAUUUAACUAUAGACCAUCUGCAUGUUCGUAGGUCGCCAUAUUUUCCGAUUAAAACUGGAUAGAAGCUGAAGAAAGGCCUCGAUGGUCUGCUUCUAGAGGGGAAAAAAAACACCAUCCAUACUUUGCGGGACUUUUCGCCAGUUUCCAAGAACAUAUUUGGAUGCCAUCCAGCACUACAAAAAUACCAGCCGAUUUCAAAAAAAAGAAGAGGUUGGUCGGAGACUUAGACCCUGACUGCCAAAGUGCGGACAUGGAGCUUUUUGUUGUAAAAGGGAACGAGCACAUUUAUGUUGGAAGUCUAGUGCUAGUUUGUGCAUGUGGACCUUUUUUUCACUACCUAGUGCUCCUGCUCGUCCUUCCAUGUUGUAGUAGUAGACUUCAUUAUUUCUUUCGUCCUGUUCACCUGUCAAAUGAAUGUAAGUAUAUACCGUCUGCUAAUUUUACUGCAUGCUGAUGGAUGCGGGUAGUUCCUCGAAAUGUUGAUCAUUACAACUGAACAACAAAUUCAUCCGGAUCAACAUCUUUGCAAAUACAAUACUCACGCCAGUAUCCUCCACUCCAAAGAAUGCUAGUAGACCUGUAUGCUAGUAUCCUGUUCUAAGCCCUGUUUGGUGCGGAUGGGAAACUGUUACCGCAGUUCGCAGAUCAGACAGCCUACGGUGCCACGUUAGCCAGCAAAAGAGUUGAGGGUGCACCAGGGAAGGAUGCGACAACGAUCUUGAGCGAACAGGCAAAGCAUGCAAUGGUACUACACGAGAUAAAUUCAAAAUUAUAAGCGAACAGGCAAAGCAUGCAAUGAUACACAAGAUGGAUAUAUUGAUAUGAUUUUCCAUUUACGUAGAACUGUCAUCAGUCGACCUCGAUGAAGGAGUUUUUCAUGUUCACAUCAACGACCCAUCUACUUCACCGAUUAUUAGGUUGUGGGCGACCAAACCGGGGUAAUCAAGCUCGUGGAGACCAAGGCGCGGGUGAAGACUGGAGACACGGUCUUACUGCGACGGGCCUGCGUGCAAAUGGUAGCGGGGUUUAUGCACCUCACUUGCCGCGACCGACCAGUGACCUUGCUGGAACGCAAGAUCAAAGCGAAUACAAAUAAUGACGUGAGUGCGAUAGAAUAUCAACUUGUUACCACGGACGAAAGCGACAGCUGA